ACCUGAAUGUCAUGAGCUGCCCAGCCAUCCAACGUAUGUUGUCGAGAUCAUCAUGGAUAUCGCCCCGAAAUUAGAGAACUUGAGGAAAAUUCCUUCCGCCCGUCUUCCCCCUCCAGUUCUCUUUCAAGGUCCUCCCUCCUCUCAGAAUGGAUCUAACCUAUCCCUCCCACCUCCGGUGCCCGCUGUCUCUUCUCCCGGUGGAGGGCUUCAGCCCCCUCCGCUGCAGCGGCGUCGCUCGUCUCGACACAUGGGCACUCUGGAGACACCAGGCUCACUCUCGCCGUUUCUGUCUCGCACCCAAUCAAAGGGUGAACUAGAUCGCUCUGACGCAAUUUGGCAGGAGAUGCAGAAUGCCUUAUCAGAAGUCGAACUGAGCGCGGUAAACAGCGAACACGUCUUUGGCGAGAAGCAUUCCGAGGCACUGGAAGAUCUGCGAACGAAACAGCUGAAGCUUGCACAAGCAUGGGCUCGAAGCGAAGCUGAUGAGGUAGUUGACCCGAAGAAUGCGGUUGGCAAGAGCCCGUCAAGACCAAGGGUGUCCUCUCGGGCUACCAGUACUACCGGAGAUCCAAACGCAGCGGAUGAUGCCUCUCAGAAGAACCUCGAUGAUGAGACGGAAAAGGAUAUUCUUCUGGCGCGUGAGAGGCGCGAAGCGAAUGAUCGCUAUUUCGACCGGGUCAACAACGGCGUAUUGGACGUGGUGGCUAAACUCGAGGAAGUUGCCCAAGCCAUGCGCGCUGUGGAGAGGGAGAGCCGUGACAUCUGGAGUGAUAAUGAGAGCAUAACUACAGAGACAGCAUCAACGGCUAACACUGGCUGAGGCUGUUGGAACACAUUGGAGACCGAUCAUAUAUGGACGCCGUAUAUAAGGCUUCUAGUCACAGGGACUAGAAUUGUCUUCUCCUGGUAAGUGGCAGUCGACAAAUUAUAAACACCAAGUAUACCUUGCAUGCUGGUCGACGUCAUCGCCACUUUAUCACCACUUUCAAGACGGAUGGAGUAUCUACCUUCUGGAUCAUUACAUUGCUACAAGAAUUCAUUUGCGGUCUUGUGCAGUCAGCCUCAACAGACCUUCUGAGAUGAGGCCCAUGGCCAUGGUUCGUGUAUGACAUGCGACAAUAUUGUCAUUCGACGCAGGGAACUGAUAAGGUUGCAUCGACAAAAAAUAGUAAUACAGUAUGAAACGCUGGUCAUAGCAGGAAAAGAAUGGGUAUCUGAACAUACUUGCCCAACAACAUGGAGCAACUUCAAUGAAAAUAUCCACAACCAAAGAAUGGAUAUCUACUCCUUCUUUAUACACCUGACCACAGUGCUCCACCCUUCCACCGCCGCAUCUCGCGCGUCUUCCCAUCGAC
Molecule: messenger RNA, 1355 nt
Organism: Aspergillus alliaceus
Lineage: Eukaryota; Fungi; Ascomycota; Eurotiomycetes; Eurotiales; Aspergillaceae
Product: DUF5315 domain-containing protein
Exons: 1
Coding region: 53-820 (255 amino acids)
Source: RefSeq, a predicted model, not a curated record